This is a messenger RNA of Homarus americanus (American lobster), 3157 nucleotides long. RefSeq lists its product as uncharacterized. NCBI's taxonomy places the organism in Eukaryota, Metazoa, Arthropoda, Malacostraca, Decapoda, Nephropidae. The transcript has a single exon. Bases 2174 to 2845 code for a protein of 223 amino acids. The record is from RefSeq and is a predicted model, not a curated record.
GAUAAUCCUGUAUAUUAACACAGGUUCCGUACAAGUGUAAUAUAUAAAACACAAAUGCGUGUUACAGCUUCCAUUAUGUCGGUCGUUAGGGAGGUCCAGGAUCACCGCACUACUUCCGUCUACACAGCCACACCACUUACUGGGUGUUUCUAGACCGUCUGUUUGAUCAGGUAACACAAGUACUGGAUAGCAGUUCCUUUAAUUAACACGGUCAUGGCGUCGGGUUAAGCUAAUCGCGUGACGGUGAAAAUUCUAGUUCUCUAUGUGACUUUGACCUUCUUUGGGUCAGGUCUUUAUCUCACCUUAGUCACUGUUGGGUGUGUCAACUUCCGUGGGUGAAUACGUGCUCCCCUGGUUACUGCGAAGUCUAUGUUUUACUGCUACUGACCUGGAUGCUUUGGUCUGAUAGAUAAACAUUAUUGUUACGUUACGUUAGGUUAUGUUACGUUACGUUAGGGUGGUUUUUGGUUAAUCUUUAGCUGAAACAAGCUGGGGUGGAGACUACUCAGGUGAUUAUAUAUAACUUUCUCGGGUUGUCCUUGGUGCUAUCAACUUAUUUUUCAACAUGGUAUAACUGCUCUUUCUGUUAUCAUGCAGAACCAAUGUGAAUUUGCAUGACGAUUUUACUGAAUAAUCUAAUGUACUGUAGUGCUGGUAUCACGUAUAUGUAUUGUGUAUAAAAUAGACCCCCAUAUUUAUUACAUUUUCUAAGUUAAUUUCAAAGAGUUGAUACCAAAGAAAACUACAACAUUUAUACGGGUACCUAAAGUUAAUGAAACUUCCCUUCAAUUAUAUUCUGUACUUUAUCCUCUUCACCACUGAUCAGCUCGUUAGCCACUUGGGCGAUCGGUCAGGUCUCUUUUACGCACUGAUGGCAGAUACUGGACAUGUACUGGCUCCUGAAUAUAUCGGAACCUGCUCCAAUGUUGGUCAAUUCUAGUCUUGAAUGUGCUCACCCUCGGUGCCGUCACAACACUCUCUAGCAGAUUAUACCAAGAGUUCACAAUUCUCACUUCGAAAAAGUUUGUGUUGACUUCUUUCUGAACUUGUGGUAUUCUUCAGAGCUUUGACUCCUAGAGGGGCGGGCGUCCGCCAGCUCCAGGUAUGGACACUCAACUGAGUAAUGCCCUGAGAUGCUUUUAAACUUAAAUUAAGUCACCCCUUGCCCGCCUAUGGUAUAAGCGAGGCAACUGCAGGCGUACUAGUCUCUGAGGUGUCGUACCGCAGCCACCAGUUUGGUGGCCCUCCUUUGGACAUUUUCGAUCAACUGACAGUCUCUAGACAGACCGUCUAGAUAUAUGAACAACCUUCUUAUAAACCCUGCUAUUGUAGAUUAGUUGCUUGAUUCACCUCAUAAUGGCCGAGAACUUCAGAUUGUUGUCAACAUACAUACAGGUCCUUUUCAAAUUCGGUCUCUGUUAAUGCUGUUUCUUCGUCCCGUUGGGACAUGUGAUACGCGUCCUAACUGUUGGUGCGACCUGUAGGUGCAUCCUCUUACACUUCCUGACAUUGAAUCUUAGCAGCCAUUUCUUUGACCACUCUUGAAGCUGCCAGAGAUUGUUCUGGACCUCUUUACAGUCCAUUUGGGUGGUCACUGUGGAAUUCGUUAAUCAGGAAUUAAGAAAAUCGUUCUAUUUAAUAUAUAAUUGAAACCUCGUUUUCACACCCUAUUUGGUCAAACAUGUGAAGGAUGUCACCCAAUGUGUCCCUACUGGACCUGGCAUGUUGUCUCCGGCAACAACCAAGCAACCAAUCAGUUAAAUGUCUGUCUGCCUGCCUGUCUGUGCGUGCGUGCAUACGUGUGUUUAUCGUGUCAUGCAUCAUCUAAUAACGGCUAAGAAUGAUAUUGUCGAUGACAGUGAGAUGUUGUAGCUGUGGCCGAACUAUCGGGAGAUAAUCAUUAAUCAUAACACAUUAAGCGUCCCACGUGUAUAACUUUAUGUAACUCGCUCCGUCGUCGAAACACGGAGCCAAUUACCUGGCCUCAGUAUUACAAGCCUUCGUAUAUAAAUAAUAGACAACUGAAGUUCUGAUGAGUUAGUAAUUACCGAGGAGUCGAGGCAACUGGAUAUAUAUAAGGAGGAGAGCAGCAGUGAAAGUCAUAGGAGCAUCAGACAACCACCACAACAACAUUGGCCCCCGAGAAGGUGUACAGUUGUCUCUUGUUGCUGACAUGGUGGUUCAGCGAGUCUUAUACAGACAGCCUGCAGUUACCAGCAUCACCCUCGCUUGUCUCAUACACGCAGUACUGGCGACACCAACUGCUAACAGUCCUCACAACCUCACGAUCAACAGCCUCGCCGGCAAUGUUCUCACGGUCCACUCACCCGCUGCGUUUAUGGAACACUUCGACUCGCAGAUGCCUAUAAACUGGCUACAACCGGAGAUGAUCUGUUCUCCUGCUGAGCUUAUGAAUGAUCACUUUAGUCGCUACACUGCCUUCCCGCUAUCAGUGAUUACAUUCAACCUCGUCAACGCCUGCCAGAAUCUCCAGGAGAACAGAGAGGUGGUGGUGUUGGAGGACCGCCACCAACUAUCUCCUGAGUGGCUGGCACACGCCACCGUGCUCGGGGAGUGUCCCUGGGAGCUAGUGAGGAAAGACUUCAUCCCUGGCAUCGUGCCACCCUCUAUCAUAGAGCUGGGGUGCCUGUGUAACGACCAUCGCUGCUCUCUUGUAGGUAACUUCAAAUGUAUUCCCGUCUCUCGGUCUGUGAGGAUCUGGAACCGCGGCCCUCACAGCUGCGGGUCGUAUCAUCCUCAGACAGUGAAGGUGACGGUGGCGUGUGUGUGUGCUCAGCCUCACAGCCCUCGGGGAGGAGAAGCUCAACCUUUCUUAUGGAACUAGUUCAUGUCCUCUCAUAUUGUUCAACAUAAAGAUAAACCUCCUACACAAGAGUCAUUUCCACUUAUUCUUGACUCAUAAUUCAUUUCUUGCAUAAUACUUAGAAAACUGUACAUAAGUCAUUGUAAAAUGUCAUUUGGUAAAUCAUACAUAAUUGUGUAAUGAGUGUGGACGAACAGUUUGCUUCAGCAGCCUUAACACUAUGAGCCUCUGCCAGCGUACUGACUCAAUUUAUUCAGCUUCAAGAACAGCUGACAAAUAUGUCUUAUAUUAGUCGUGUUAGGAUUCAUUGUUUUACAUCAUACUUACAGAACG